Messenger RNA from Cylicostephanus goldi, 306 nucleotides. Lineage: Eukaryota; Metazoa; Nematoda; Chromadorea; Rhabditida; Strongylidae. The record is from the annotation of a GenBank genome assembly.
UUGAAGUUUUUUAGCAUACUUUCGCAAGAUCGCGACCGCACAGUUGCACCUUUGCGAAGCUGGCGAGCUCAUACCUUGUCUGUCAAAGGUCUAUCUGUCAGCUGUGGAUCAAAUCCACGUGUUGCUAGUUGUGGCCUUGAUCAUCUUGCUUUGGUGCACUCAGUCUCGCUUGAUGACGUUCUGUUGAAAGUAUCUGCCGAUCGGCCUCUUACUGCUUGUGUACUGGAUGCAGCUGAGUCGAGAUUAUUCUUAGGUUCGGACACUGGAAAUAUAGCUCAAAUAAACUUAUAUGCACUGGUAAGCUAA